CCCACUCCCACGUGUGACUUUCGUUCAACCUCCUUCGCACGAGUCCAGUCUCCGGUUUACUUCGACCGGCCUGCCUUUUCCAUCCUUCGAAACACAAAUUGAAAGCUAUGAUGCCCUUGACCCUGAAUUAAGAAGUAUCCUUAAUGUUUUGCAGGGGAAUGGGAGGUCCAAUUUUUGUAUAUGUGUAGGGAAAAUAACCUAUGCGCUGAUACUCUGGCUAAACAAGCCUCAGAUGUACUUAGAUGUACAUAGGGGUGUAUGUUUUUUUGAUGAUCCCCCAGGCUCUAUAGCCUUGUUAGUAGAGGCUGAAUUGGUUUCACCCUCUGUUUUGUAUAUGUAAUCUGAGUUUAGCCGCCAGGCUAAACGGUUUACCAAAAAAUUGAAAAAAAUUGCUCCAACGUGUACCUCCGUCCAACGUGUUUUCGACCGCAGCGAAUUUGUCUUCUUCUCUUGUCAUCUUCCUUCCAAGGCGGAGUCGCACGUGAAGGAGUCCCUCCCCCUUGUAACCGGCGGAUUUCAACGCUUGCCCGAAAUGGUGGGUUAUGGAAUUAUUGUCUGCUGGAUUCUUGUGUGCUAUCUUCGGAGUUUAUUCAAGAAUACCAUGUCCUGGAAUUUGGCAAUCCUUAUAGUGCUGAUAAUGUUCUUCACAUUUCUUACUUCGUCUAUACCGUUCUGCAGAUCCGGCCAUCUACUGUUGCAAGGUAAUCAUAUCUAAUCUGUAAUUUUUAGCUUUCUGGCUUCACGUUUUUGGAUCCCUGCAUCUUUGGGAAUUGAACCAUCUUUGUUGUCUGAAACGUUAUAUUCGUCGUUACUCAUCUACUGCAAUGCCCUUUGUUCUUUUUUUGUUGUUUAAAUUGCUACGAGAGUCUUCCGUUCAACCAGAUUGAAUACCUCGUCCUAUGCAUUUUACUGUUUGUCCCUCUAAUUCGUGAAAAAAUGAAUUCUUUAAUCACUGCUUCAAAUGAAUUCAUUUAAUGGUGGAGAUGUCAGUCUUUAGUAGCUUCCAUCCCUAUGAGAAUGGGUUUUUUCGUUCUCUGCUUCAAAAUAAUUAAUUCAGUGAUAACGAUGUCAGGAUUUGGUAGCUUCGUCCUUCUGCUUAUAAGCAGUGUAUUUUCCAUGGAUAGAAACUUUUUGAUUUUUUUUUAUAGCCCUUCUUUUAAGUUAAACUUUCAAUCAUUAGAUCUGUUCCUCGAUGUACAGUGAAACACAAUGUGAAAAGAGUGAAACACUACACAAACUAUAUGCAAACUUUAUGCAAACUAUUUUUUUUUAAUAUUUUCUAGAUCCUUCUUCGUUAUUCGUUGUUUUGGUUACCCUGUUAUUUGAUCAUUUGUAGAAUGUGCUUUUGAUGGUUUUUUUCUUUUCCGUCUGCUCGUUCUUGGUUGCUUUCUUCCCUUCUUCACAAAUGUAUUCCUGUUUAGGCCUCCUGUUUCUUGGCUUUUUCUAAAGUCUUCUCCUUUGAUUACCCUCUUCAAUAUCCAGUUUGGUUCUUCUUUAAAUAUUUCUGUUACCAUGUUUUUCCAGCUGCUAGUUGUUGUUUUGCGCGUGUGCUUUGUUGGUCCCUUUGCUUUCAGAUCCGUGCUCUUCCUCCAUCUGCAACUCAAGUAUGUUCAGCUGUUGCACUUUCACAUAUGCCAUUGAAAAACUUCUUAUGAUUUGCUCUUUUUUCUCGCCCACUCUUUUUUAGUUUUUAGCUCUAUAUAAAUUUAUGGUUGCAUCUGGUAGUUGGUGUCCUGUGAAUGUCUUCAUUGAUUUCCAAAUGUGUUUCUUUUAGUUUGUGUUGUUGUUGUUGACUUUUUAUACAUGCGCUCGCGUGUAUUCUUCCUGCGUUUCUUCGUGCACGUCCCGUACAUGCUAUUUAGUAAUGUAGUUCCGCAUCCCUUAUUGCUUCCUCUAAAGAUAUGGAGGGAUCUCCGGUGCCUGUGUAAAAUGUUACUCUCUGAGUUCCAGUGGCGUGCAGACUGCCACUAAAAGAAAACGGAACAAUAGAUACUGUGACGCAUCUAGCGUUGAAUCCUCCGCUUUACUGGCUACGUUUAACAUCCCCGGGGCUCUUGUCGCCCCCAAAACUGAUAAGGUUGCUGAGAAAAAGGUGCGCAGGUGGGGGCUAUGCCCGACGUGUUUCAGAUAUGUCAGCAGAAAAGAAACAGCAAAUCCUUGCUCGUAGAAGGAAUUAUAUGCUCUGAAAAAAGAAAGGGGAUGCAGUGGCGAUGUGACUCGUCUUGUAAAUACUGUUUCUUGCAACAGUACUCCCCUUCUUGUCGCUUCUCCUUUGACACGACUUCAGAAUUUCCCUUGCGCUUCUGAAGCACCCUUGCAACAAAAUCCCGCCUUGGCUGGUUAUUCCUCAUCGGCAUGCCAACCAACAACUAAGACUGUCGGCCCUGUUGUUGCUCCAGCAUCCAUUCAUGUGGCUGGUGUAUAUCAGUCCAUGGAUAGUCCCAAAAACUCUCACGUUAGUGAUGCAGUUCGUGCCAUUCCUUCUGCUUCACAGUCUGAUUCUCCUGGCACCUCUUCCUGGCCUGGUUCCUUGGGUGGUCCCAACUCAUGGUCUCCCAGGAAAUCCCGCCCGGUGAAUCGCACAUCAGCCACAGCGAGCUAUACGCUCAAAGAGGAAACAACUUCCUGGUCUGAAGCAGACUUCACUGCAUCUUGUUCUGCUGGCCAGUCUUCUCAAGUUCCAGGUGUCCAGGAGAGUGUUCAGUCGUAUGAUUCAGCUAACCUUUUUCCACUUAGCUCAGAAGGUAACCUCACUACUUGUUGCAUCUUUCAACCAUUUUUUUAUGCUUUGCUCUUCGCUUAUGUACAUCACUAUUGAUAACAGAAUAUAAUCAGGAGGCCACAACAAGUAUGUGCUUGGAUUCAAACCUUGUAGCAACUGGUCCUGUGGAGACAGAUUACACGAGUGAUGAUCGCAAGGCGAAGCGAGAGAGGACAGCAUAAAGAUUGUCUUGUUUCAUGAAGAUUGACAAAUACUUUUGAGAACCCAUAUUUGUUGGUCCUUUUUAUUCAAUGCUGAUCUUAUGUCUUUAAGCUUUGGAACUUUGUAGACGUGGUUUUGGGUCAAUUCUUUUGUUCUUGAAUUGCAACCAUACCAUGCUUUUGUGCUUUUGAACUUUUGCACUUGUUGAAGUUUGUAUUCCGAUUCUGUCCGACAGAACAUGUCAUGCUUGGUUUGUUUUAUGGAUCUAGUUUCUUUUUAA
Molecule: messenger RNA, 3203 nt
Organism: Oldenlandia corymbosa var. corymbosa
Lineage: Eukaryota; Viridiplantae; Streptophyta; Magnoliopsida; Gentianales; Rubiaceae
Source: the annotation of a GenBank genome assembly